Molecule: messenger RNA, 785 nt
Organism: Plodia interpunctella (Indianmeal moth)
Lineage: Eukaryota; Metazoa; Arthropoda; Insecta; Lepidoptera; Pyralidae
Exons: 3
Coding region: 89-673 (194 amino acids)
Source: RefSeq, a predicted model, not a curated record
UCUGUCCGUGGCAUCGUGACAGCCAAACGGCUGUACCUGUUUUGAUCUAGUUUUUGUUAUUUAAAAGUGUUCUUGGCAUGUUUGGAUAAUGUGCGUUCGCAGCCGUUUGAAAAUCGUCAGCUUUAUUCUAGCUGUGGUGUUCCGCCGCGUGAGAGCUCCUCCACCGAUCCGAGUGACCAUCGAUUGCGGAUCUAAAGAAAGGGAUUCCCUCGGCACACCAGGUCUGGACGGUCGGUUCACAGUCAACUCAUUUUGCAACCUCAUCCACAACUCCAUACCUAAAGCUAUCCACGACGGGCGUGUCAUCUUUCUGGAAGACCAAGAUGGCUUCGGAAACUCCCACGUGCCUAUAUCCAUGCCCCCACCAGAAGGAUUUGUCCCCAAACUCGAACUACCAAAAUUUCGAGUCCCUAAACUAAAAAUACCAACUAUGAAAGUUCCAACGUUAAAACUACAUUCGGAUAAUUUAAAGGCACCAAGAUUAGGUUCAGCUAUGAAGAUUCCGACAUUCAGAUAUGAAGAAGAAGACAGCAGUGCGGAGCGAAUGGAGAAGUUUAAGAAGGGGGUGAGGAAGAUGCUCCAUGUGGUGAAGGUUUUGGGUCAAAUCGACCAAUAUUUGUCUGAUAGAACUAGGAUUAUAGUUGAUAAAUUGUCGAAGGCUUUUGCAGAAUGAUUGUGUAAAAUGUUGUAGUAAUUUUAUAAAGAUGUGUUAUUGAAUUUUCAAAAAAUUCCUUGUUGAUGUUUUUUAUUAAAUAAAUUUCCUCAAUAUAACUUAUUAUGUCAAU